This is a messenger RNA of Xiphophorus hellerii (green swordtail), 877 nucleotides long. RefSeq names its product C-X-C motif chemokine 2-like. Lineage: Eukaryota; Metazoa; Chordata; Actinopteri; Cyprinodontiformes; Poeciliidae. Bases 68 to 478 code for a protein of 136 amino acids. Gene Ontology annotation, cellular component: extracellular region. Gene Ontology annotation, biological process: immune response. Gene Ontology annotation, molecular function: chemokine activity. The record is from RefSeq and is a predicted model, not a curated record. The transcript is spliced from 4 exons.
GGGGAGGAGCAUGCUGGUAUAAAACUCCAAAACGGAGCUCAGUGCAAACGCUUGUCUUGUCUCCAGCAUGGCGCUUAAUCUUCAGGCUGUCUGUCAGUUCGCUCUCCUGAGCCUCUGCUGUCUACUCACUGCAGUGAGAGAGGCAGACGGCACAUACGUCCCCGGAAGAUGUUUGUGUCCAGAGACUACAAAGAAGAUCGGGGGGCAACUAACAGACCUUAAGGUUUACCCUAUAAGUGCCACCUGUAGCAACAUUACAGUCAUAGUGACACUGAAGCAAAACAACUCAAAUGUUUGCUUAGAUCCCGAGGCACCACUAGGGAAACAGUUGAUUCGAUGCUGGAAAAGAGCUCAGAAGUUGGGCCGCGAUGUGAAAGUGUGUCUGCGGAGGAGGAGACGGCGAGGCGGGCGCCGGCCGAGGCCCCAGCAGAAGGCAAGGAGGCACACCAGAAGAACAUCAUCCUCACAAUCCAAAUAGUUCAGCAGGUUGACAAACAGCAUAAAGCUACUGUGUGGAGGGAAGAGUGUACGGACUGAUGGCUGCUGCAUUGCAGGUUGUUUUUUUGUGACUGCAGUACAACAGUGCCUGUUUUAAACACUUUUAAAAAAAAUCUAUAAUAGUAAAGCUCCUCCUCAUCAUGCUCCCUUUAGUUUUUAUCUAAGCUGAAAAUCUGUAUUAGUUGGCAGCAGGGGGCUUUGCCCCCCCCCAAUGAGACUGAUUUUAUUUCUAUGAACAAAGUGACUGGUUUCACUUCGAGGAAUUGAAAAAGGAACUGUUUAUAUGUAGUUACAAACAGCUGGAAAAAGUGUGCCAUGUAUUUAUUUUUAUAUAUAUAAACUUUUUGAAGUUUUUUUUCUAAAUAAAUAUAAAAGAACA